UUAACCUUUCAAGGGGCCCUUUUCCUUUCACCCUUUACCUAAAACCUUGUGGCCGUGAGUUCUGCAGGCUAGCACGGUGCAGAGAAAGCCCCUUUCUUUCGUCUGGUCCCGAAUCUCCUCCGGAUCGGUUCUCUUGUAGGUGACCUCCCCAUAUCUCCUGUCUCUGCCCCCAAACUUUAAAAGAAAAAAACCAAUUUUGCUCGCAGGGUGCGCUAAGCCAGAGACCCUUGACUUCCAGGCCAUUGAUCCCAGAUUUGUGGCUUUCUCUGAAGCUGGCAGGAGCGGAAGCACCCAGGAAGGGCAUUGAGCCACGAAACCGUUUUUGAAACUUGACGUUUAUUUUGCCCUCCGCUCGUUCCUAGAAUUCCUCUGGGGAGGAGGGGAGUUUUGAGGUUCUUAUCAGGCUGGUGCAGCCUGUGCACUCCCAGUGUGCCUGCGCCUCGUUCGAAACCAGGCAUUUGGGUGCCCCCUAACAGGCCUCUCUGUGGGGUGAGACGAGGGGAAAGACAGAGAGAGAGAAAAGGCCCCGUGUGGUUUCUGCCUGUUGCAGAAAACGCUCUUUGCUCCGGGUUCAGGAACAGAAGAACGUACUUUGCUCAGCCUGCGACAGGAGGAAUGGAUUUCAGUUUCGGCAGGGACCGCAAAGCCCUGUUCCUGAUGUGAAGGCUGCGCAACACCACUGGAACACCCAACCCAGCAUCUGGAGAACAUCUUCUCACCUCCUAAGGGGAAGUCUUUGAGGUACCUGCUUUCGAAAACGGAAAUGUAUAUCCGUAGGCUUGUCUUCACCUCGUCUCCGAGCACAGACCCUGAAGACGAAAAACCGAGCAGCCCCCGGUCCAGUUCGCGAGUGGAGCUGAAGUUUGAAGAGGCGACGGGCGACGAGUAUUUUGACUUGGGCCACCACCGCGAGGAGAGGGCUGGGAAUGGGUGGGGAACGGCCGAGCCCCCCGAAAACGGGUCAAAGUCCAUCAAUGGGGGGAAGGACCUUUGGACUUCACCGCCGGACAGAGAGUCCAAGCUGGAGGUGGUCAAAUCCGGCUCGCUCUAUGACAUCCGGGCCUACAAAGGCGAGAUGAAGCCUUCGAGGCUUUACGACGGAGACGAAGAGGAGCUGAGGUACAGGAUCCGUCCCGAGGAGGCCUCGCCGGAGAAAGCCGAGGAGCUGGAGGAGGAACGGCGGGAGAUCAUCCGCAGCCAAGUGGUUAGGAAGAGCACCACCAUGGCCGAGAAGUGGAGCUCCACGGAGGAGCUGGAGGCCAUCAUCGCUUCCUCCGCCAGCCCAGGGACGAGGAGCUAUUCCACCGGCUUCGCGGUCUGUUUCGACAACCCCUCUUCCCGCUGGGAGAGCAGCCCCGUCGACCCUCAAAACAUAGACACUGAGAAGAUCAAUUUUGCCAUGGCUCGGCAACAGUUCUUGGAAUUGGAGAAGGUCAACCCCAAGAUGCUUCUGGGGCCGAGGAAACCGGUGCCCAGCUCGCGGACAACGCAAAACGUUCAGGGGAUGGAAGGGGAGAAGAUUCCUGAUGUCUACAGCCAGAGAAGAAUUGGUUGGUCUACUGAGCGGGCAGAUAGUCACGUUCUCCAAAGAACACAGCCCACAUCUCCCAAGCAAGCCCCUAUUUGUCAAAACUCAACUGGAGGCGGCUGGGAUUACGGUCUGGCAGAAAUGCCCCAAAACUCAAGCGUCGUGGCGUCCGAUGGAAGAAGGGUCUACAUAAAAGAGGAGGCGGGAGGACCUCUGGAUUGGGAGACCAGUGGCCAAGGCCUUGCCGAAGGAGAUCUGGGGUCCUCGGACGAGACACCCAUCGAGCGGGAAAUCCGUCUGUCGAUGGAAAGGGAGGACGCCCACCGGAAAGAGAGAGGGAUCCAGCGGGUCAACAGCCGGGACGAGCUGGUGGAAAUCCAAACCAAGCCUCUGUUGCUGUCGGACGACACGCCGCCGGUUUCCUCCCGGAAAGGAAAAGAGAGACAUACCGUUUCCUUCUUCGUGCAGAGGGAGAUUGAGCAGGAAACCAGGCGCGAGGAGGACCUGCAGAAGGAAGGCAGGCUGCUGUCUGGGACGUACGACAAGGGGGUCUGCCAGGAGUUAUCGGAACGCCGGAAAGUGUUCGAAAAGGACGAGGCGGCCCCCAUGACGGCAAGGAUGCCGGGGGAGUCAGAGGAGGCCCAGAACGGCGACCCCGGGAGAAGGACGGCCGGCCAGGACGUGAAGUCGACCUCAGAGGCCUACCAGCCUUCUUUGGCCAGCGGAAGAAAGCAAAAGGGUGAUGUGCACCCUUUUGACCGGAACGACACAGGCCAGCGGGUGGAUCCCUCCGGCUCUCAGGUACCGGAAGACUCAGGAGAGGAGCCUGCGGUUUUGCGGGAAGGACAUUUCGCCGUCCCGGUGAGGAAACUCAAGUUCUCGUCUGCCGGCGACCGGGAACCCCCGACCUCCCGGGGGAAAGAGGGCAGGCUGGAGGGGUCCGCUCCCCGGGAGGAGCUGUACACCGUGAAGACGCGGAGACCCCGGAUGUCGGCCCUGAUUGACCAGGAGAUCCAGGACGCUUUGCAGAGGGAAGUGGAGCUUCAGGAGCAGCGCAGGAGAACUGGGACGGCGGUGGCACCCUCUCGGACGUCGUCGCAGAGCUCAGCUGCUUCAGGAAUUGCUGACAGCUACUGCGUAUCGGCCGCGGCUGCUCCCGAUUCCCCCACGAGCUCGUUCCCCUCACCGUUGCCGCGGCAAGCCUACGCGGGGAAACCAUCCUUGGAACCGGACUGGAGAGCGCAGCGUCCAUCGGCGGAAGAGGAGAAGACGAAGAGGCACAGGGAGGGAGGAACGUACGCUGGCAUUGAUCUCCACGACGAAAUCGACUCCGAGGUUGUGAAAUCCACCAAAGUCGUCUGCCAGAGGGGACUCCUGGCUCAGCUUUGGGAGACGGGUCAGAUCCGCGGGGCCGGUGACGACAGCGACUGAAACUUGGAGAGGAACUAGAAUUCCCAAAGCCGGCAUCGGGGCUUUUCUUUGGUUUUUAAUCCUCUGGUCCCCCAAGUGUUUUUCCGUUCGAUCUCUUGCCGGGUUCGGCCAGUGGUCGGAUCCUGCCGACCCAUCUAUGUCCGAUUAAAAUUCUGCGUCGCUUUGAUUGCGAGAGAGACGGCCCAGAAUUGAUCCUGGCGAUUCCACGGGCUCUGGGUUGCGAUGGUGAGGUCUAGCACCUUAACUUUCCUUCUGGGGGGAGGUCAGUGGCAGUGCCGAAGACCCCCGAAAUUCAGCCCCUGGCGCUGCCAGCCAGUGCUCAGGCAUAUGGUCUCAGUGAUGGGCAGCUUCCCACUUUCCCCUUCAAAUCAGUUCAUGAGGACUGGAAUUUUCAUUUCCCCCGUUUUAAAGGAAAGGAAAGGGCUAGGGCUUGGGGCAGAGGUACCGCUUUUGGACGCAGAAGGUCCCAGAUUUUAAACCUUGACAGCUCAAGGUCAGCCUGGGUGAGAGGCGCACUGCCUGACAUAGCUGCUGCCAGUCUGUGUGGGGAAAGCUGAGCUGGGUGGAAUCUUAAUAUAGUGUAGUUUCCUUCCUUCCCGGGCGGAGGCAGUGGGGCUAAGUGGUGGCAGCACCUUCUGCCGUUUUGUGGCCGGUGGGUCCCAAUAAUAAUAAUAAUAAUAAUUUCUUAUUUAUACCCCACCCAUCUGGCUGGGUUUCCCCAGCCACUCUGGGAGGCUCCCAACAGAAUUAAAAGUGCAAUAAAACAUCAAACAUUAACAGCUUCCCUAAACAGGGCUACCUUCAGAUGUCUUCUAAAAGUCAGAUAGUUGUUUAUUUCCUUGACAUUUGAUGGGAGGGCCCACCACAGAGAAGGCCCUCUGCCUGGUUCCCUGUAACUUCGCUUCUCGCAGGGAGGGAACCGCUAGAAGGCCCUCAGGAGAUGGACCCCGGUGUCCGGGGUGGAGACGCUCCUUCAGGGAUACUGGACCAAGGCCGUUUAGGGCUUUCAAGGUCAGCACCAACACUUUGAAUUGUGCUCGGAAACGUACUUGUGUUCUGGAGGCUGACCCGGACCCUUUCAAACCCUCCCUCGUCACCCCACGUGACUGUUAUAUGUGGUCACGAUCCGGAGUUUGCCCUCUUGCCUGUGAAUCCCUCUGUUGCAAUACUGCCUCUCCCUCUUAGUUAUACCUUACUUAAGUAAAGUGCUCUUCUUUUUACUGUUGUGUUCCACUAGGUUUAAACAAAAAAACAACCAAAAA
Podarcis raffonei (Aeolian wall lizard) is the source of this 4221-nucleotide messenger RNA. It is a transcript of the gene MISP, whose product is annotated as mitotic spindle positioning. Lineage: Eukaryota; Metazoa; Chordata; Lepidosauria; Squamata; Lacertidae. Bases 764 to 2959 code for a protein of 731 amino acids. The record is from RefSeq and is a predicted model, not a curated record. The transcript has 6 exons.